AUGUUUGUACUCAUCAACAAGCUACAAAAGGCGGACCCUGUGCUGGCCGACAUUGUGGUCCGCCUCUAUCGCCGCGUUGAAGCACACAUGGUGAUGCCCCAGAACCAGGCUAUUCUCGAGGCACCGGGUAUCCAGCUCGAUCUUGGCUCUGGGGCGGGUGGCCUGGGGGAUGUUGAUGCCAUGGCGGACGUUGAUGUUGGCGCAGACGGCAUGACGGUUGACGGGCUGGACAUCGGUAUUGGCGGCCCAGGAAGCGCAGGCGGAUUGGACGCCACUAGCGACGGCGAUUGGUUUGGCGGCUUGGACACGAAUGGUAUGGAUAUGUUUGGCUGGGGAGACAGCAUGGACUUGAGUGGGAAUUGA
Messenger RNA from Metarhizium robertsii ARSEF 23, 363 nucleotides. RefSeq lists its product as uncharacterized. The transcript has a single exon. The record is from RefSeq and is a predicted model, not a curated record. NCBI's taxonomy places the organism in Eukaryota, Fungi, Ascomycota, Sordariomycetes, Hypocreales, Clavicipitaceae. The coding region runs from base 1 to 363 and encodes 120 amino acids.